AUGAAUCCCGGGAUACGCGAACCUGCUCCGGUAGUUCUCCAUAAGAGCUCUGCUAUCGGGGAAAAUGAAAAAAAUGAGGAAAGACGACUCGGUGAUUUCGAUUAUUCGAUACGGUAUAUACGAUUGCUUCUACGUAUCCUCGGUAUUUGGCACCUCGUCGCUACGAAACCGGCGAUGAAACUCGAACAGCAUUUGUCGAAAAUAAUAUUAGCAUCUGGCUCGUUAUCGAUGAUAACGCUAAUGGUACCCCUUUGUUGCCACAUUAUUUUCCGAUCGGUCGAUCGUUUUGAAAUCAUCAUAUUGCUAGGACCGAUCACUUAUCAAGCUGCCAAUAUUAUAAUGCACUAUGUACUGUUGUUCCGGUCGCAUACCCUCGGUCUUUGUAUCCGACACAUGGAGGACGAUUGGAGAGAAAUCAAAGAUUCGAACGAAGACGAUAUUAUGAAGAAACACGUACAUUUUUCGCACCUUUUAUCAAUCGCUUGUAUCUCCUUCAUGUAUACGAGCGCUAUCGCUUAUUUCUUGGUAAUGCCAUUCUCCUCGGAACGUUCCCUCAAUAACGAGAAGAACGAAACUGUUAGACCACGAGCAUUCCCCGGUUCAGAUUUUUUUUUCGACGCUCAAGCAAACGUCCUUUACGAAUUAGCAUUUACGAUGGAUUUUAUAUCGGCCCUCUUUCAUUAUACCGUUAGCACCUCGGUAUGCAAUCUCGCUGUUGUACUCGUCAGUCACGCUUGUGGCCAAAUACAAAUCGUCAAAUGGAAUCUCGAGAAUUUCAUCCAUCGAGUUAUCGAAAAACACAACGAUACGACCGAUACGAUCGUUACGGAGUGGAUAGGAAUCAUCGUGAAAAAGCAUGUCCGAUUGAUCGAAUUUGCCGCAACUAUCGAGGAAGCUCUGAGAGAAAUAUUUCUUGUGGAAGUGGUCGCUUCGACGUUGAUCAUAUGCUUCGUCGAAUAUGAUAUAAUUAUCGUAUCGGAUCAAAGUAAGAGCGAUUUUUUGGGUACACUGACGUAUGUAUCGUUGCUUAUCGCAUUUGCUUUUAACUUGUUUUUGUUUUGUCGAUUCGGCGAGGUCUUGAGAGAACAGAGCGAAGAAAUCGGCAAAGUGGCCUAUAUGGUCGACUGGUAUCGAUUACCAGGAAAGACCAAACUCGCUUUUAUAAUGAUCAUAAACAUGGCUCAUACGCCCUGCGAACUUACCGCAGGAGGAAUGAUGGAACUAUCAAUUGCCAACUUUGCCAAGAUUAUGAAAACAUCAUUCGCAUAUUUGAAUAUGCUGAGAAAAACGGGCUGA
Molecule: messenger RNA, 1296 nt
Organism: Venturia canescens
Lineage: Eukaryota; Metazoa; Arthropoda; Insecta; Hymenoptera; Ichneumonidae
Exons: 5
Coding region: 1-1296 (431 amino acids)
Biological process (GO): sensory perception of smell; detection of chemical stimulus involved in sensory perception of smell
Cellular component (GO): plasma membrane
Molecular function (GO): olfactory receptor activity; odorant binding
Source: RefSeq, a predicted model, not a curated record